AACACAGACUCAUCGAAUGGACCAAACCAAAGCCUCGAGGCUUGACGAGUGAGUGAGGGCACCGAAGCAGAAUUCCGAUCGAUCAUAUAAAGGUCCCGAUCGUAUCUCUUCCUUCGCCUCUCUUUGCUCUCUUCUUGGCUCUCGAUCACUGUCUGAGUAGCCAUGGCCCUACAAUUAUGGGAGACUCUCAAGGAAGCCAUCGUCGCCUACACCGGUCUGUCCCCGGCUACCUUCUUCACCGUCCUCGCGCUGGUUUUCGCUGUCUACUAUCUUGUUUCUGGUUUCUUUGGGGGUUCCGAUCAUCAUCCCAGGAAUUUUAGGGAACUGGAAGAGCAGAUGCAACCUCUGCCUCCGCCGGUUCAGCUCGGCGAGAUUACCGAGGAGGAGCUCAAAGUCUAUGAUGGCUCCGAUCCGAGUAAGCCUCUGCUCAUGGCUAUCAAGGGUCAGAUCUAUGAUGUGUCUCAGAGCAGGAUGUUUUAUGGACCAGGUGGACCUUAUGCCCUGUUUGCUGGCAAGGAUGCUAGCAGAGCUUUAGCAAAGAUGUCUUUUGAAGAGAAAGAACUGACUGGGGAUAUCUCUGGUCUGGGCCCUUUUGAGCUCGAUGCCUUGCAGGAUUGGGAAUACAAGUUUAUGAGCAAGUAUGUAAAGGUAGGCUCUAUAAAAAAGCCAGUCCCAGUAACUGAGGCAGAAUCCACUGGUGAACCUUCAGAAUCAGUUCCUCGUGAUGCUGCUCCCGCUGCCACUGCUGAGCACACUGAAGAGAUAAAGGCCCCAUCUGGAGCUGAAGCUGUUAAAAGCGAGGAACCACUUUCAAGUGUUGAUGCAAACAAAGGGUAAUAAUGGUUGAAUCCUCACGGUAUAUGUAUACUGUCUCUACCAGAGCCGAUGUGAAUGAUUAAUCCUUUACGAAUGUUUGAAGAAAAUGUCAGAGAUAUUGUCCCUUUCACUAUUCUAGGCUACCCCUUCUCCAAAGGAACUUCGCGUGAAGGCCAUAGUUUGAUCAA
Messenger RNA from Neltuma alba, 1004 nucleotides. RefSeq names its product membrane steroid-binding protein 1-like. The transcript is spliced from 2 exons. Bases 163 to 837 code for a protein of 224 amino acids. Gene Ontology annotation, cellular component: membrane; endoplasmic reticulum; endomembrane system. The record is from RefSeq and is a predicted model, not a curated record. NCBI's taxonomy places the organism in Eukaryota, Viridiplantae, Streptophyta, Magnoliopsida, Fabales, Fabaceae.